GGCGGGGCAGGAAGGGGCGGGCCGGGCCGGGCCGGGCCGGGCCGAGGGCAGCGCCCGCGGCGGCAUGGGGGGCCCGCGGCGCCUGCUGCUGGUCUCCAACUCGACCCUGCACGGAGGGGGGUAUCUGGGCCACUGCCAGCAGCACAUCAAGAGCUUCCUCGGGGAGAAGGUGAAGCGGGUGCUGUUCGUUCCCUACGCCCUGCACGACCGAGACGCCUACGCCCGCACGGCGCGGGAGAAGUUCGAGAGCCUGGGUUAUGGGCUGGACAGCAUUCAUGAAUCUUGUGAUCCAGUAGAGGCUGUAAGGAAAUCUGAAGCAAUAUUUAUCGGAGGUGGGAACACAUUCCGUCUCCUGAAAGCUCUCUACGACAACAGUCUGAUACAGGAGAUCAGGAAGCGAGUUCUUGAGGAUGGGAUUCCUUACAUGGGAUCCAGUGCAGGAACUAACGUGGCGACCAUCAGCAUCAAUACUACCAAUGACAUGCCAAUUGUUUAUCCACCUUCCCUGCAGGCUCUAGGUUUAGUUCCUUUUAACAUUAACCCCCACUACCUGGACCCAGAUGUUAAAAGCACUCACAUGGGCGAGACCAGAGAGGAAAGAAUUCGCCAAUAUCACGAAGAACCAAACACCCCUCCAGUUCUGGGCUUGCGGGAAGGUGCGAUGCUGCUAGUGGAAGGAGACAAAGCCACCUUGCAAGGAGUGACAGGAGCACGUCUGUUUUUGAGGGGCAAAAAACCAACUGAACAUGAGCCUGGAACAGAUUUCAGUUUCCUCCUGAUUGACAGUAAUCUCCAGAAUCUGUAGCCUUGCAUAUAUUCUGCAGCAAAAUUCACUAUAUGAGAAGACAACGAAGAGGAAUGAAAUAGAUGCUUCUAGUCUCAGGGUGGGUGGAGAACCUUGUCUUUAUUUACAAAGAUAAAUAAGUAUUAGUGGCCUCUUUUCGCUACCCUAAUUUGUGUCUCAGACAUCUCCCCUUUCCAGUAAAAUCAAUUUUUAUUGCAAUACUUGAGUAAUCAUAGCUAUUCUUAGUCUGAAAGGGUCUGUACGUUCAUGCAUCCACUUUGAUUCCUUCCCCACCCAAAAAAAAAAAAAAAAAAGUUACUUUAACACAGUUAAGACAGGACACCAAGUCAGCUGUUCCUGCUGCCUAGCUUUGCCUGCUAAAUGAAAUAAUUGUUCAAUUAGUGUACUCAGUUUCAUUUUUGCACUAUUAAUAAAGGGAGAAUUUAUGCAUUCAA
Messenger RNA from Tyto alba (common barn owl), 1239 nucleotides. Its product is annotated as alpha-aspartyl dipeptidase. The transcript has 8 exons. Gene Ontology annotation, biological process: proteolysis. NCBI's taxonomy places the organism in Eukaryota, Metazoa, Chordata, Aves, Strigiformes, Tytonidae. Gene Ontology annotation, molecular function: serine-type peptidase activity. The record is from RefSeq and is a predicted model, not a curated record. The coding region runs from base 65 to 805 and encodes 246 amino acids.